Rosa rugosa (rugosa rose) is the source of this 1245-nucleotide messenger RNA. RefSeq lists its product as uncharacterized. The transcript is spliced from 4 exons. Bases 463 to 1191 code for a protein of 242 amino acids. Lineage: Eukaryota; Viridiplantae; Streptophyta; Magnoliopsida; Rosales; Rosaceae. The record is from RefSeq and is a predicted model, not a curated record.
UUCACUUAAAAUUGAAUGGAAGUUGUGGAAAGAACUAGUUGGCAAGGAAACUGGUUUAGGAUGGAAUCCAAGCAAGGGUACUGUUGAUGCACCUGCCAAAUGGUGGCAUAGUAAGAUUCAGGUCAAUCCUGAAUAUGCAAAACUGCGUAAAAAAGGUCUUAAUCCUGAAUUGGAGGAGAAGCUAGAUAGAAUGUUUUCAAACAUUACAGCCACUGGUGAACAUGCUUGGGCACCUUCUUGUGGAAACCUUCCAUCUCCGAAUUCAGACAUAUGCAAGGAUGAUGUGAUUCCACUUGAAGGCAGUGAUGAUUCGGUGGAUUUUACUCCAAUAGAAAUAAGUGGGGGUAAGGAAGGUGUUUCAAGGAGAGGGAAAAAAAGAUUGACUGAUGAAGCUGAUUAGCACAAGAACGAUUUCAACACUCUGGUGAGACUGUGAGUAGAUAUUUCACUUAUGUUUUGGAUAUGGUGUGUAACUUGGCUAUAGAAGUCAUACAGCCAGAGGAUCGUGAGUUCAAGAACACUGCACCACAGAUAUUGAGGGAUUCUAGAUAUAUGCCUCAUUUUAAGGAUUGCAUCAGUGCCAUAGACGGUGUACAUGUUCGUGCUUCAAUUCGUCCUGCAGAUCAAAUACCCUAUAUUGGAAGAAAAGGGAUGCCGACCCAAAACAUAAUGGCUGCAUGUAACUUUGAUAUGCAAUUCAUAUUUGCAUGUGCAGGUUGGGAAGGCACUGCACAUGAUACAAGGAUUUUCUUAUCAGCCAUACGGAAUCCUAAGUGGAAUUUUCCCAACCCUCCUAGUGGAAAAUAUUAUUUAGUUGAUGCAGGAUACCCCCAAAUGAAAGGGUACUUGGGACCAUAUAAAAAUAACACAUAUCAUCUUCCAGAUUUUCGUAGAUGUGGUGGCCCGACAGGCCCUAAGGAGGUAUUCAACUACGUGCACUCUUCUCUCAGAAGCGUCAUUGAACGCACUUUUGGAGUCUGGAAGAAAAAGUGGAAGAUUUUAAGGGAUAUGCCUAACUAUCCAUUUGACAAGCAGGUGAAGAUAAUCAUUGCAACCAUGGCACUUCAUAACUACAUAAGGAGACAUGCUGAAAGUGAUAAACAUUUUGAUAAACAUGGAAAUGAGAAUAGCACUAUGGCUAAUGAGACCACCGAUAUAUAUAGAGGAGGAUACACAAGGAGUUCAUCGUAGUCGUCAUGAUGCCGGUGCACAAGAAAUGGAAGUAUUAAGAAAUAAUAUAGCCAC